GGGGUCUUUGACGUGGCAUCAAUAAACAAAGAUGGCGGCUAAGUAGAAAGUUUUCCUGGAUUGUUACUUACUUUUGGCAUUUUAAGUUGAUGGUUUCGCUAAAUAUUUAAUAGCUAACAAAUAUCUCGUGUCGCUAAAUUCCUAGGAUAUCAAUCUUAAAAUGGCUGGGUGGUCAGGGUUUUCGGAAGAGGAGCUACGAAAGUUGCAGCAAAAAGACCAGGCGGUGCCUGCGGCUUUAGGUCGUGGACGGAAACCAGCUCCUACUAACCGGAGUCGGCAGCAGUUGCAGCGAGAGCGAGCCCUCCAGUUAGCCACUCAGCAGAAGAGUGGACCCGGCUCGUCUGCACUACCACCCGAGCAGCAGCUAACCAAGCCUCCGCCGCAGCCCACUAAGGCCCUGCCAAAGGCUGUCAUUCAGCCCGUUGUCGCCCCGACAAAGCUGGUGGAGGAACCCAGCCAAAAAGAGACCCUUGCCGUAAACCAUGCUCCUGCACCAGCAGAGGACACAUCGCCGAUUGUCAAGGAGUUGGAAAAACAAGAGGUGGAAUUUCGGGAGAAGACUCGCAUAGAGCUGCUUCAGCAAGACCAAAAGAUGAUGGAAGAGAGGAAUAAGCGCAAGAAAGCCCUCCUGACCAAGACCAUCGCUGAGAAAUCCAAACAGACCCAGGCAGAGUCAGUGAAGCUGAAGAGGAUCCAGAAAGACUUGCAGACUCUGGACAAUAUGGUGUCCAAUGACAUCUGCAUACUGAGAGGUGUGAUAGAGCAGGCCAGCUGGGACUAUAACACUGCAAGGUAA
Molecule: messenger RNA, 796 nt
Organism: Oncorhynchus tshawytscha (Chinook salmon)
Lineage: Eukaryota; Metazoa; Chordata; Actinopteri; Salmoniformes; Salmonidae
Gene: gorab
Product: golgin, rab6-interacting
Exons: 4
Coding region: 161-796 (211 amino acids)
Biological process (GO): non-motile cilium assembly
Source: RefSeq, a predicted model, not a curated record